Messenger RNA from Esox lucius (northern pike), 3226 nucleotides. Its product is annotated as putative leucine-rich repeat-containing protein DDB_G0290503. The transcript is spliced from 5 exons. Bases 1 to 1815 code for a protein of 604 amino acids. NCBI's taxonomy places the organism in Eukaryota, Metazoa, Chordata, Actinopteri, Esociformes, Esocidae. Gene Ontology annotation, molecular function: transmembrane signaling receptor activity. The record is from RefSeq and is a predicted model, not a curated record. Gene Ontology annotation, cellular component: plasma membrane.
AUGACAACUGAAAGAAACCAGCUGCAGAAGAAUCUCAAUACCCAAAUCAAUAAGAAAAAUCAGUUGCAACAGAGUCUAACCACAAAGACCAAAGACUCGGACCAGCUGCAAAAUAGUCUUUAUACAAAGACUAAGGAGAGAGACCAGCUACAGAGUAAUCUCAGUACCAUGACAACUGAAAGAGACCAGCUGCAGAAUAGCCUUAACACAAAGACUAAGGAGAGAGACCAGCUACAGAGUAGUCUCAGUACCAUGACAACUGAAAGAGACAAGCUGCAGCAUAGCCUAAACACAAAGACUAAGGAGAGAGACCAGCUACAGAGUAGUCUCAGUACCAUGACAACUGAAAGAGACAAGCUGCAGCAUAGCCUUAACACAAACACUAAGGAGAGAGACCAGCUACAGAGUAGUCUCAGUACCAUGACAACUGAAAGAGACCAGCUGCAGCGUAGCCUAAACACAAAGACUAAGGAGAGAGACCAGCUACAGAGUAGUCUCAGUACCAUGACAACUGAAAGAGACCAGCUGCAUCGUAGCCUGAACACAAACACUAAGGAGAGAGACCAGCUACAGAGUAGUCUCAGUACCAUGACAACUGAAAGAGACCAGCUGCAGCGUAGCCUUAACACAAAGACUAAGGAGAGAGACCAGCUACAGAGUAGUCUCAGUACCAUGACAACUGAAAGAGACCAGCUGCAGCGUAGCCUUAACACAAAGACUAAGGAGAGAGACCAGCUACAGAGUAGUCUCAGUACCAUGACAACUGAUAGAGACAAGCUGCAUCGUAGCCUGAACACAAACACUAAGGAGAGAGACCAGCUACAGAGUAGUCUCAGUACCAUGACAACUGAAAGAGACCAGCUGCAGCGUAGCCUUAACACAAAGACUAAGGAGAGAGACCAGCUACAGAGUAGUCUCAGUACCAUGACAACUGAAAGAGACCAGCUGCAGCGUAGCCUUAACACAAAGACUAAGGAGAGAGACCAGCUACAGAGUAGUCUCAGUACCAUGACAACUGAAAGAGACCAGCUGCAGCGUAGCCUUAACACAAAGACUAAGGAGAGAGACCAGCUACAGAGUAGUCUCAGUACCAUGACAACUGAAAGAGACCAGCUGCAGCGUAGCCUGAACACAAAGACUAAGGAGAGAGACCAGCUACAGAGUAGUCUCAGUACCAUGACAACUGAAAGAAACAAGCUGCAGAAGAAUCUCAAUACCCAAACCACUGAGAAAAAUCAGUUGCAACAGAGUCUAACCACAAAGACCAAAGAGAGAGAUCAGCUGCAAAAUAGUCUUAAAGUAAUUACUGCUGAAAGAGAUCAACUAAAGAACAGUCUCAAUUCAAGGACUAAAGAGAAAGACCAGGUACAGAAUAUUUUAAAUACCAUGACAACGGAGAGAGACCAGUUAAAGACCAGACUUCGUUUCUAUGAGAAACCCUGUCCGGAGGGAUGGUGGAAGUUUGACGGCAGCUGUUAUUAUCUGUCCUCCACAAAGGACACAGGAGGGGCCAGUCAGCGGGCGUGUCGGGCAAUGGAUGCAGAAGACGUUAUUAUAAACAGCAGAGAAGAACAGCUAUUUAUCCAUGGACUCAAGAAGAAUGUCUGGAUUGGUAUGUUUAAAAAAGACACAGAGUGGAAAUGGGUUGAUAGCACAACAGUUACAUCCACGUACUGGAUGCCAGGGGAACCCAGUAGUCAGGAUGGCAUAAACUGUGUGGAAAUCACACAGGCAGCAUCAGACCCACUGAAAAGUUGGAGGGUAGUGUCUUGUGGCACAAAUACAUUUUCUGUGUGUGAAAAAAAAGCCUCAUAAUGAUUGUUAUCGUUAAUAGAGGUGGAUUGUUUAUCCUGGUGAUUCACCUGUACCAUGUUAGAAAUAGAGUUGAGAUGUCUUGUUUGACUUUGAAUACUAACAUUACACUUACAAUACUGUACAGGAAAUAUAACCAAACGCCAAGGUAUUUACGUUAAGUUGUGAGCAGAUUGGUAUAUCUGGUUAAACUGAAAAGAGGCUGGGGAAUCACUAGAGGGAUAAACGAUGAGGUCAUUUUAAUAUUUUGAUUGAAUAUUUUCAGGGCUGCCUUGAGUUCUAUAAAGACAAUCCCUACUCUCGCCCAUUUUAAUAUCUUCAUCUCCUUUGUCUACUAAACACACUUUUGAGACGUGAUUUUGGUUCUCUUGGAUGUCCUCUUAUGUCUGUCCUAAAACCUGCAUUCUCCUGCCUUAUUCAUGGCUUUAUAUUCCAUCCAAAAACAUUUUUGUUGCUUAGAUUAUUCAUGAACUGCUUUUCAUUAAUCACACAUAGUUUAAACUCUGACAAAACUGUAUGCACACACUUACCACAAAUGUUUCAUGUUUUGCCUUAAAAGCAGCUUAUUCUAGCAUUUUUAUCUUUUUGGGUUGACGCACAGGUCAUCUGUUAUGGCUGAAAGAAAACUCAAACUCCCAGACACGUUAGUGGAAACGCUGAUGAGGCUAGCUAACCGCUAAACAGCAGCACUUCAUUUGUCAAUUUAGAGGAUUACAAAGCAGAGGUCGGUCCUGCCAAUCUUCGGGAGGAACGAGGAGCCAGAUUAAACCAGCUGUAACAGGAGCACCGUGCUGAAAUUACUGUGAAAAAGCCUCACGCACGUAUUGUCUGGUAAAUAUUUGACAGCUGAAUAAGAGGAAUAGAUAAACACAAUGAACACAAUUCUUUAAUACUUCCAUCUGUUACCAGAGAACAGCAUGGAGUUCUCCUCUUCCCUACUCCGUUCAUUGAUUGGUCUUUGACCUUUAAAAUUGGUUAUCUGACCUACGGAAUUGGUGCAGUGGUGGUUUUAGUGAUUUCAGGGCCCAAUGAGACUGGUUGAAGCUCCAUCGUCAUCUAUUGAUUUACACCGGCAACAUUUGGAACAGAACUUCGUUCUUUAUUGUUGAAUGAAACUGCAACUUCCAAAGACACUUGCAUUGUAAAGAAGGACUUUUAGGGACUUUAUUAAAUGAAUUAAUAAUUAGCCCAUGAAAUAAUUAAAUAAAAGGGGAAAUAUAUCAUUUAAAUGAUACAGUUCCGCUCAUAAGUUUGCGUACCCAGGCAGAAAUUGUGAAAUGUUGUCAUUGAUUUUGAAUUUCCUUAACUAAAAUAUGACAGAUCAUGAUUUUAUUUAAAGUUUGUUAUCACAUAGUUGUUUGGCUCCUUUUUAAAUCAUAAUGAAUACAGAAAUCACCCAAAUGGCCCUGAUCAA